This is a messenger RNA of Bombina bombina (fire-bellied toad), 5209 nucleotides long. RefSeq names its product protein dachsous-like. Gene Ontology annotation, cellular component: plasma membrane. The record is from RefSeq and is a predicted model, not a curated record. Gene Ontology annotation, molecular function: calcium ion binding. The transcript has 4 exons. Gene Ontology annotation, biological process: homophilic cell-cell adhesion. Bases 167 to 5209 code for a protein of 1680 amino acids. NCBI's taxonomy places the organism in Eukaryota, Metazoa, Chordata, Amphibia, Anura, Bombinatoridae.
ACAACACACAAAGAGAGAGCUGUUUUUCUAAUGAAAAUCUGGUGAAGGCUUUUAAUGUUUUGGAUAUGAUUUUAACCAAUUGAAAUGGAUUAUUUUUAAAACAGACACCAAUGGGAUUAUAAAAGGAAAUAUAUAUUUAUAACAUCUCAAGAGAAGGAUUUAAGAUAUGGACAUCCUGAGCUCUGCAAAGGCUUGGAAAUGGCAAGUAGUUUUCCAUUUUUUCCUUUGUAGCUUGGGCUGGGCUUCUGGGCAGCUUCGUUAUUCUAUUUUUGAAGAGUCAGAUCCAGGGACCUUUGUGGGUAAUAUUGCUCAGGAUCUAGGCUUGAAUCUUGGUGAUAUUUCUAAACGCAGGUUACAUUUUGGAUCUGAUGGAAGCAGGAGACAUUUUGCUAUUAACAAAGCAAAUGCAGAUCUGAAUGUGAAUGAAAGGAUUGACAGAGAAGGUCUGUGUGGAUCCAGCUUACAUUGUAUAUUAAACAAUCAAGUGAUUGCAGAAAAUCCCUUGGAGCUUUUCAAUUUAGAGAUUGAGAUAUUAGACAUAAAUGACAAUGCACCUUUUUUCUCAAAUGCGAAUCGUGUUUUAAAUAUAACUGAGCUGGUAACAAGCCCUGGUACAAGAUUUCCUUUAGAAAUUGCAAAAGAUUUAGAUGUGGGUAUUAAUGGAAUAAGUCAAUAUAGAUUAAAUCCAAAUCCACAUUUUUCAUUGGCUGUGAAAAAUCGCAAAGAUGGAAUUCUUAUUCCACAAUUAGUGUUAGAAAAAGCUCUUGAUAGAGAAGAAAAUCCUGAACAUAUACUUACACUGACUGCUAUUGAUGGUGGUGAACAGCCAAAAUCUGGAUCCUCUUUGAUAACUGUUAUUGUUUUAGAUAUUAAUGAUAAUGCACCAGUAUUUGAUCAACACAAUUAUAAAGUUAGUUUACUAGAAAACCCAAAUUUAAACCAAGUUAUUAUAGUGCUUAAUGCUACAGAUUUGGAUCAGGGUGUGAAUGGUGAAAUUGAAUACUCUUUUGAUGAUCACACCUCUGAUUCAGCAAUAAAGCUAUUUGAUAUAAACCAACAAACUGGAGCAAUUUACACUAAAGGAGCUGUGGAUUUUGAAGAAUGUAAUUUUUAUGAGUUAUCGGUUAGAGCAAAAGACAAAGGGGUUCCUAAAUUAGAAGGCAGCUGUGUUGUUCAGGUUGAGAUAGAAGAUGCAAAUGACAACCCACCUGAAAUUAUAUUUACCUCCAUGUCAAAUAAUAUUCCUGAAAAUGUAGCUAUAGAAACAGAAGUUGGUUACUUUACUGUAAGAGAUAGAGAUUCUGGUAAAAAUGGAGAAGUAAAAUUACAGGUUGCUCCAAAUUUGCCUUUUAAAGUUAAGCCAUACAAAAAUCACUAUUCACUGGUAACAAGUGAAUCUUUGGAUAGGGAAAAGAUUUCUCAAUAUAAUAUUCAAUUGACAGCAAAUGAUUUGGGAGCUCCACCUUUGCAUACACAACUUCGAGUAAUCAUUAAUGUUUCCGAUGUUAAUGAUAAUCAUCCAGUAUUUUCUCAGUCUCAUUAUAAUGCUUUUAUAAAAGAAAAUAAUGAGCAUGGCAGUUUAUUAUGCUCAGUGUCUGCUUUUGAUUUGGAUGAGGGAGUCAACAAAGAAUUGGUUUACUCCAUAGUUGAUAGUCAGAUUGAUGGAUCUUCAGUGUUCUCAUUUGUUUACAUUAAUCCAAAUUCUGGUAAUAUCUUUGCCCAGCGUGCCUUUGACUAUGAGCAUAUACAGGUUUUUCAGAUAACAGUGAGAGUGGAAGAUUCUGGGUCUACAAAACUGUUUUCCAGUGCUUCUGUCAUAAUAUUUGUUUUGGAUGCAAAUGAUAAUGCACCCACAGUACUAUAUCCACAAUAUUCAAGUGAUGUUAUUUCCCAAGAGAAGAUUCCCAGAUCAGCAUCUGUUGGAUACUUGGUCACAAAAGUAUCUGCUGUGGAUUUGGAUUCAGGUCACAAUGCUUGGUUAUUUUAUCGGCUUGCUGAAGAUGCUGAUUCUUCUUUGUUUGGAAUUUCUGCAUACACAGGAGAAAUCCGAACCCUUAGCAAUCUGGAUGAUGUAGAUAAUAAUGAAAAACAACUUGUCAUUUUGAUAAGUGAUCAUGGGAAGCCAUCUCUAUCAACUACAGUUACUAUAACAUUAAAUAUAGUUGAAAAUAUUUUAAAAGAAAUACCUGAAUCAAAUGAUUUUCUUACAAAUUCCAAACCAACAUCGGAUUUAACAUUAUAUUUAAUUGUUUCUUUAGUAGCCAUCAGCUUAGUUUCUUUGGUGACAUUUAUAAUUCUGCUUGCAAAAUGUUUAAAAAGAGAAAAUAGCAAUGGAAUCUGCUGCUCUCUGGGCAGACCACAUUCUGAACACCAAGCAGAACAGUACAAACCAACGCUUUAUUUAAACACAGAUGGGACAUUAAAGUAUAUGGAAGUAAGAAUGGUUCCACCAGAGCCACAAGGACAAUGUUAUCAAACUUGCUUCCCCCCAGCAACAGAAACACACGAUUUUGCCUUGAUGAAACCUCUAAAUUUUCCCCAGCUUCAGGAUCUGGUAAACGUGACUGAGAAUUCUUCUGGUACAAAUAAGCCAAAUGAGGACCAGGAAAGUGAGAUAAAGGAUAUGGACAUCCUGAGCUCUGCAAAGGAUUGGAAAUGGCAAGUAAUUUUCCCUUUUUUUCUUUGUAGCUUGGGCUGGGCUUCUGGGCAACUUCACUAUUCUAUUUUUGAAGAGUCAGAUACAGGGACAGUUGUGGGUAAUCUCGCUAGGGAUCUGGAAUUAAAUCUAGCAGAUAUCUCUAAACGCAGGUUACAUUUAGGAUCUGAUGGAAGCAGGAGACAUUUUGCUAUUAACAAGGCAAAUGCAGAUCUGACUGUGAAUGAGAGGAUUGACAGAGAAAGCCUGUGUGGAUCCAUCUUACAGUGCGUACUGUAUACUCAAGUGAUUGCAGAAAAUCCUUUGGAGCUUUUUAAUGUAGAAAUUGGAAUAUUGGACAUAAAUGAUAAUGCACCAUUUUUCUCAAAUGCUAAUGACAUUUUAAAUAUUACUGAGUUGUUAGCAAGCCCUGGUGCAAGAUUUCCUUUAGAAAUUGCAAAGGACUUGGAUGUGGGUAUUAAUGGAAUAAGACAAUAUAGAUUAAACUCCAAUCCAUACUUUUCACUGUCUGUAAAAAAUCGUAAGGAUGGGACUCUUAUUCCCCAAUUAGUAUUAGAAAAAGCUCUUGAUAGAGAAGAAAAACCUGAACAUAUACUUACCCUGACUGCUAUUGAUGGUGGGGAGCAGCCCAAAUCUGGGUCCUCCCUGAUAACUGUUAUAGUUUUAGAUAUUAAUGACAAUCCACCAGUGUUUGAUCAACCAAAUUAUAAAACCAGUUUACUAGAGAACCCAAAUGUAAACCAAGUCAUAAUAGAACUUAAUGCUACAGAUUUAGAUGAGGGUCUAAAUGGGGAAAUUGAAUAUUCUUUUGAUGGUCAUACAUCUGAUUCAGCAUUAAAGGUAUUUGAUAUAAACCCACAAACUGGUGCAAUUUAUACUAAAGGAGUUGUGGAUUUUGAAGAAUGUAAUUUUUAUGAGUUAUCAGUUAGAGCAAAAGACAAAGGGGUUCCAAAAUUAGAAGGCAGCUGUCUAGUUCAGGUUGAAGUAGAAGAUGCAAAUGACAACCCCCCUAAAAUUAUAUUUACUUCCAUGUCAAAUAAUAUUCCUGAAAAUGCAGCUAUAGAAACUGCAGUUGGGUACUUUACUGUAAGAGACAGAGAUUCUGGUAAAAAUGGAGAAGUAAAAAUAGAGGUUUCUCCAAAUUUGCCAUUUAAAGUUAUUCCAUACAAAAAUCACUAUUCACUGGUAACAAGUGAAUCACUGGAUCGAGAAAAGAUUUCUCUAUAUAAUAUUCAACUAACAGCAAAUGAUUUGGGAUCUCCACCUUUACAUAUACAAUAUAGUGUGAUCAUUAAUGUUUCAGACAUCAAUGAUAAUCCUCCAAUAUUUUCUCAGGCUCAUUAUAAUGCUUUUAUAAAAGAAAACAAUGAGCUUGGCAGUUUAUUGUGCUCAGUGUCUGCUUUUGAUUUAGAUGAGGGAAUUAACACAGAAUUGGUUUACUCUAUAGUUGAUAGUCAGAUUGAUGGAUCUUCCAUUUUCUCUUUAGUUUACAUUAAUCCAAACUCUGGUAAUAUCUUUGCCCAGCGUGCUUUUGACUAUGAGCAUAUACAGGUUUUUCAGAUAACAGUGAGAGUGGAAGAUUCUGGGUCUCCGAAACUAUUUUCCAAUGCUUCUGUCAUAAUAUUUGUUUUGGAUGCAAAUGAUAAUGCACCCACAGUACUAUAUCCACAGUAUUCAAGUGACGAUAUUUCCCAAGAGAAGAUUCCAAGAUCAGCAUCUGUUGGCUACUUGGUCACAAAAAUAUCUGCUGUGGAUUUGGAUUCAGGUCACAAUGCUUGGUUAAUUUAUCGUCUUGCUGAAGAUGCUGAUUCUUCUUUGUUUGGAGUAUCUGCAUACACAGGAGAAAUCCGAACCCUUAGAAGUCUGGAUGAUAUAGAUAAUAAUGAACAGCAACUUGUAAUUUUGAUUAGUGACCACGGUAAACCAUCACUGUCAACUACAGUCACAAUAAUAGUAAAUAUAUUAGAAAAUAUUUUAAAAGAAAUUCCCAAAUCUCAUGAUUUUCUUACAAAUUCCAAACCCACAUCAGACUUAACAUUGUAUUUAAUUGUUUCGUUAGUAGCCAUUAGCUUAGUUUCAUUGGUGACUUUUAUAAUUCUGCUUGCAAAAUGUUUAAAAAGAGAACAUGAUUGUAACAGUGGCAUCUGCUGCUCUCUGGGCAGACCACAUUCUAAUCAUCAAGCAGAACAGUACAAGCCAACACUUUAUUUAAACACAGAUGGGACAUUAAAGUAUAUGGAAGUAAGGAUGGUUCCACCAGAGCCACAAGGACAGUGUUAUCAAACUUGCUUCCCCCCAGCAACAGAAAUACCUGAUUUUGCCUUCAUGAAACCUCUAAAUUUUCCUCAACUGCAAAAUCUGGCCAAUGAGAGUGAUAGCUCUUCUGGUGCUAGUUUGACAAAUGGACCAAAUGAGAAGAGGGCAGUCUUGUCCUCCAAUCAGUAUUUUGGUUAUACCAGUAGAUCUCUCAUGUCGUCACUCAGUACUCCUCCUUCUUCAAUGAUUCACCCUCCCACCUUGCCACAAUACACAAAGAGAAAGCUGCUCUUCUGA